Molecule: messenger RNA, 1950 nt
Organism: Malassezia vespertilionis
Lineage: Eukaryota; Fungi; Basidiomycota; Malasseziomycetes; Malasseziales; Malasseziaceae
Gene: DBP6
Product: RNA helicase
Exons: 1
Coding region: 1-1950 (649 amino acids)
Cellular component (GO): nucleus
Molecular function (GO): ATP binding; nucleic acid binding
Source: RefSeq, a predicted model, not a curated record
AUGGCUGUCAUCCGUCCUGAGGCGCGCGGCGCAAGCGCGGCCAAGAGCAAGACACGCGCCAAGGAACGGUAUUUAAAGGCAAAAAAGCUGCGGCGCAAGUCGCGGAAACCUUCCGUGCCAAAAACCAAAUGCCAAGCGGCCAGUCCGACGCACUCGGAGCAUGAAAAAGACGCUUUCAUGCAGGAGGAAUCAGAAGAUGACACCCCUACUACGAGCGACACCGACCAGGACGAGCACCAGCAAGAUACCCCAGAAUCUGAACCUGCCGCAGCGCUACCAGAGUCGAUCGCAGCCGACCCUUUGCAGGCAGAUCCUGUACAGCAGAGCGCCGCAGCCGAGCCUGAAUACCUCUUCCGCUUUCCUAAACCAAGAAACACAAGUUCAUUGGAUCCCGCAAUGCUUGCAUCGCUCGGUAUCCCAUCGGCACUGGCGCACCCGACUGUGGUGGAUGCGGCAAAGACUAAAGACUUGGACGAUGCGUGGGACAAUGCGACAGAUCCCGCCCUUUACAACGGCAUCUCUGUCAGUCGUGCGGUCAAGCAGCGACUUGCCGAUUUCGGGAUCAAAGAAUGGUUUGCCGUCCAAGCAUCCGUAAUCCCCAUUCUGCUCGAUGCACACGCAGAGAGCAGCAUGUAUAUGCCGUACAACCCGCCCCGUGAUCUUUGCGUCUCUGCACCUACAGGCAGUGGGAAAACACUCGCAUACACUGUACCUAUUAUAGAGCUCUUGCGCACACGCACGCUUGUGCAGCUCCGCGCAUUGGUCCUUGUCCCCACCCGUGAUCUCGCCCUCCAAGUCGGCGAAACGUUUGACGCGGUUGGCAGAGGAAGCGGACUGCGUACCGCAGUCGUCACAGGCAACCACAGUUUGCGCCAUGAACAAAAACAGCUUGUAAAAAGCACAGACGAUGGAUUCGGCAGCAAUGUGGACAUCUUGAUCGCGACACCGGGUAGGCUUGUCGACCAUCUGCGCGGCACACCGGGCCUUACAUUACAGCAUUUGCGGUUCUUGGUCGUCGACGAGGCGGACCGCUUGCUCGGCCAGUCAUUCCAGCAGUGGGUGCCGACCCUGCUGCACGCGCUUGCGCCGAGUAAUCCGCCGCCUGUGCUGCAAACGUAUGCGCCACCUGAGCUUCAACUCAAGACAGACCACAUCAAAUGGGCGCAGGACGAUUUGGAAGCGCCGGCACAGAGCGUCCAGAAACUGCUUUUUUCUGCGACGCUUACGCGUGAUCUUUCCAAGAUGGAUGCAUUGCAGCUGCGCAAUGCGCGCUAUAUUAGUGUGCGCGACGGGGAGCAGCCACGAAAUGACGCACUGGGCGAGCAUUUCGCGACGCCUGCAAGGCUACGUGAAUACAUGAUCGUCACAGAAACCAGUAACAAGGUGCUGCAGCUUCUCCGACUUUUGCAUGCGCCUGUCGGCCCGGAGCACGAACCGGUACACCAUGCACUGGUCUUUGCCAAGAGUGUCGAUGCCGCGAAUCGUCUUGUUCGCCUUGUCUCUUUCUUCGAGGACGACUGGGCGAAGCGCCAAGGGACAAGGCGUUUGCAUGUACAGUACUACUCGAGCGACCUCAGUGCUGUCGAACGCGCGAAAAUCCUGCGCCAGUUCCAGCAGGGAGAAAUCGAUGUGUUGGUGUGCUCGGAUCUCAUUGCGCGUGGAAUUGACUUGCCAGAAGUGCGGCAUGUGGUCUUGUACGACGUGCCCGUGGAUAUCGCCAAGUAUAUUCACCGGGUGGGCCGAACAGCGCGCGCAGGACGCGUCGGCGACGCUUGGAGCCUGGUGGAGGAGCAGGAAGUAUACCACUUUAAGCGCAUGCUUCGCGAAGCGAAUCACUUGGACCGUGUGCAAACGGAAAAGACGAAAAAUGCAGCGUUGGACGAGUACGUGCCGUGCUACAAAGCAGCACUCUCGCAACUUGCUGCAGUAUACAGUCAGCAGCGUUUGUAA